CUAUUGUGUGUGUAAGUAAAAACCGUCGUUAAACGAGAACGAAACGUUGGUGCAAAUUAAAAUUGUAAAUAUUCUAAUCAAAAUAGUAUAUAGUUUAAUAGAUAUUCGUGCAAUUGAAAGCAUUAAAGCUCAUCUUCAAGGUGAACAAGUUUUGGGAAAAAGUUCGAAUGCAAGUCAAAUUACGUUUUUGAAGUUUAAUUAACGCAUGUAAUUGUAUCAAAAAGCGGAGGGUGUGUAUGUCCGUCCGUGGGACUUCGCUGUCGCAGUAGCAGAUCGCUGCCAGUGACAGCUGCUAUCAACGCAUGUCGUCAAACUUCGCUGCUCAAAUUUGUUAGUUGUGCUUUUGGCUGUCAUGCAAUUAGAUUUUCAGACGCUUAAAUUUGAAAAAGUCAACUGUGAAAACGUUUGUAACUAGUGUGAAGAACUAUUGUGGCAAGCAGGUGAAAUUUUCUGAUGACAUUGAAAAAGCUAAAUUAUAUAUAUUUUAAUGGAAUCGUUUGGAAACAAUAAUCAGAGUACAGAUAAUAAUUUCACAAGUGUAAGGAACUUUCAAACGAACAUUAUAACAGACGAAGCAGCUAAUAAAACUCAGCGUGGAAACUGUGAGCAUGAUGCGAUCCAUCCACGGCUAUUAAACAACAAUGAAAAACAGCAUGAAUUAGUAAAAUGUUUGAGCUGUAAGCAAAUACUUAGAUCGGCUUCAUCACAAGAAAUUUUAGAACAUUACGCAAAAAUUGCUCAUAGUAAUUCAUUUGGGAAGUGUUACUACUGCGGUGGUAAAGUGCAUCAAUAUAAGUAUUUUGAAGAAAUUCGUACAUAUCAUAGUUGUAGCCGUUGGAAUCGCGGUAUAGACAAAUGAAUAUUAAAAUGGAACGAAAUAUUGACAUGGACAGCCUAGACACAUACGUUAUUACAGAACGUGUGGAAAGUGGCAGUGCAGACUCAGGCGAAUCUGAGUGUUCAGAUAAUGGUGGCGGUGUGGAUGAUGACUCCAGCAGCUUAAGUUCACGAACAACUGGUGGCAAUGGUUACGGUAAACGUUGGUCAAGAGCUGAAGAUAAUUUACUUAAAGGGCUUGUUGGACAGUUUGGUGACCAGUGGGAAUUGAUUGCGCCACAAUUUAAGGAUCGCACCGAACAGCAAGUGCAGCAACGUUGGGCUAAAGUUUUAAAUCCCGAGCUGAUAAAAGGGCCUUGGACAAAAGAAGAAGAUGAAAAAGUUGUCGAACUCGUGCGACGAUUCGGACCAAAAAAAUGGACACUUAUAUCACGUUACUUAAAUGGACGCAUUGGCAAACAAUGUCGUGAACGUUGGCACAACCAUCUCAAUCCUAAUAUUAAGAAAACGGCAUGGACGGAGGAAGAGGAUCGCGUCAUCUUUAAUGCACACAUGGAGUGGGGUAAUCAAUGGGCAAAAAUAGCGAAAUUACUGCCUGGUCGCACUGAUAACGCUAUAAAAAAUCACUGGAACUCUACCAUGCGUCGCAAGUACGACCCGCAUCGGUUGAGAGUGCUAGCACGACAGUGCCCCGACAUUCAAGACUCGCGCUCCAAUCUAAAGGCGCUCAUUAAAGCGAGUAUUAAUACAGUGACCCAAUCACAAAAUCAUGCACCACCUCCAGCACCUGCAGCACCUCUCUCACUCUCAGCACAGAUUUUACAACGGCCACAAAUGCAACGACAACAAAGUGAGCAAGUUCAGGACAAACCAACAACAUCAGCAGUCGCCGCUAUGCAGUUAUCGGCACAACAUGCCGUUAAGCCACCACCUGCAAGACUACCACCAAACAUAUUGAAACGUGCGAGACCGCAUUAUGAACAACAACAACAGCAACAGCAAUUUGUUGGCAUGGACGCUUGUGCAGCAACAAAUGCGCUUGGCUUAGAAAAUAUGGGAUUAAACACCGGUGGUCAGUGGAUUAAAACCGAAACCAAAUUACCUGAGUCACCAGUUAUGACACCAAUAAAACCAUUACCGUUUUCACCAUCACAAUUUCUUAAUUCGCCAUGUUUACCUUCAUUCGAAGAUAUUAAUUUACGUGCCAGUACGCCUGUACAUAAAGCUAGUGGGCGUCCCGGUGUAGAAGUCAAAAAGGAGCUGGAAAGCUCAUCGAUUGAAACGCCACACAAAAGUUUUUUGGGUCCACGUACACCUACUCCAUUCAAAGACGCUUUAGCUGCUUUGGGUAAAAAGCGACGCUACAUUCCACCCAGUCCAUCUUCAUUGGUUGAAGAUUUGGCAGAAAUUAUACACGAGGAACAGGUGAAUGACUCAAAUAAUUUGGCUAUAAAGAAGGAAAAUACCUCAUCCGACGCAGACUUGACAGGCGAUAUGUCAAGGAGUACGUUUGGCGUAGGCUCAGCAUCGGUAACGCAACCAACAAAGAAGGCUCGAAAAUCGCUAAUCACCAGCUGGGGUGAAAACGUCAUGCCUAGUGUGAGCGUCAAACAUGAAAAGAAACCAUUGCCAUUCGAAACGGAGACACCUAGUAAAUUUUUAACUUCGAGUGAGUCGAUCGCAUUUUCGCCAACAACAAUUAUUAUGAAAGAUACGCUAUGCAGUGAGGCUGAUAUGCUGCUGGAAACCAAUGAAGAAGCCAAAAAGGAGAAUAGUCCAACCCAACAACAACGUCAGCUACAGCGACAACAGCAGCAAAAUCAAAAUGUGCUGUCCACUUUACCGCCACGCGAGCGAACUGGACAACAAUAUUUGGAUCCAAAAUGGGAAAAACUGGCAUGUGGACAGACGAAGGAUCAACAAUUUAUGGUGCAACAGGCGCAUGCAUGCUUAAAGAAUCUGUCGUUAAUGCCACGUUCCUUGAAUUUUGAAAAGCAAAAAUGACGUGAACAAAAAGCGCAGAAGACGCUUCGAGGCAAACUUUAAUUAUAGUUGUUGAUUAAAUACAAUAAAUUACAUAUGCUACUAGUUAUAUAGGUAUGUUUUCUACAAAUGAUGAUGGCAUACACAUAUUUAUACGGAAUUAGCGUAUAUUGAAUUAUUGUUUUAUGCUACGAUUGUUAUCGUGUUGAAAAGUUUUUAUUUUGAAUUUUUACACCUCACACAUAUAUACAAUACAAACAUAAAUACGAUUUGCGGUUUGUGAAAUGCUUAGAUUAUACCAAAUUUGAUUUUAUUUAUUUUUAUUUUUUUGUUUAUAUUUUUGAAGAAGCAUCUGUAAUCAUUGCACGGGCGGAAGCAUGUAGAAUUUAAGUCCAAAGAAAUGUAAGAAAUAUAUAAAAAAUUAUCACUACUCAAUAUAUGCAUAUUUUAUAACUCAUGCAUGUAUGUAGCUAUAUUUUACAUACAAAUGCGCGUUUGUAUAUUAUAUUUUUACUAAUAUACCUAUGCAUAAAUUGUUAGUUAUAUGAUAUUUAAAGAUUACCUAAUAUAUACAAGUAUAUAAAAGCAAAAUAACAACAAAUCGGUAUUUAAAUGUCAUGGCUUUUAUGAAAUUAUUUUUCAUUUUAUAAGAAAAAAAUAUCUAAUUGUAAAACCUCUGUGCACACUAAUCAUGUAAUCAAUAUUACCUAACUUAUUAACAAUACAUAUACUAAUAUUGUACCUACUCAAAGUCGAAAACACGAAGUAUAAUACAUAUACAUAUAUCUAUAACUUUUUUAUUCAAUAAAUCCAAUAUUUAAGGAAA
This is a messenger RNA of Ceratitis capitata (Mediterranean fruit fly), 3646 nucleotides long. It is a transcript of the gene Myb, whose product is annotated as myb protein. Gene Ontology annotation, biological process: regulation of DNA-templated transcription. Bases 856 to 2841 code for a protein of 661 amino acids. Lineage: Eukaryota; Metazoa; Arthropoda; Insecta; Diptera; Tephritidae. Gene Ontology annotation, molecular function: DNA-binding transcription factor activity, RNA polymerase II-specific; RNA polymerase II cis-regulatory region sequence-specific DNA binding. The record is from RefSeq and is a predicted model, not a curated record. Gene Ontology annotation, cellular component: nucleus. The transcript has 2 exons.